This is a messenger RNA of Bursaphelenchus okinawaensis, 2058 nucleotides long. The record is from the annotation of a GenBank genome assembly. Lineage: Eukaryota; Metazoa; Nematoda; Chromadorea; Rhabditida; Aphelenchoididae.
AUGAAGUUGUUGUCUACUUUCUUUGGUUUAUCUACUUUAGCAUUAGUUCAUUGUAAAGCUUUUCUGGAUUAUAUAGAGCCUGAGGUAAUACGAGAAAACUUACGGUAUUUUACUACGGAAACUCAUGUGGCUGGAACGCCAGCUAAUCUAAGAGUAGCUGGCAAGAUAGCCGAAAAAUGGAGUGAAUAUGGACUGGAAGGUCAGUUUAAGUUUAAAGAUUGGGAAGAGGGCAAUAAAGUAAGGGGUGGAUGGGUAAUCAAUUUUUGAAAAAAAACUUUAAAGAAGUAAAGUAUGGUAAUCUAGAGAGAAGGAGGAAAUACGGUAUUUUUAGUAGAUCAGUUUAUAUAAUAGUUAUAGACUUGCAAUAGCAUAAAAUGAAGAUUUUUUGAUUUUGUUGCUAUCUAUCAUCAAAAGUAAUAUCUUUAGACGUUGGCUACAAAACAUACGAAGUCCUACUGAGCUACCCCAACUUUACCAGCCCAAACACAAUAACAAUAUCUGAAAAUGGAAAGUCUGUAUUCCACAGUACAGGCAGAAGUACAGUAAUCCUUCCUGACGAACAAGGUGCACCUGGAGCUGACAUUCAAUGGUUGGCGUAUGCUGGAGAUGGUCAUGUCAAGGGAGAGCCAGUGUUUUGUAACUACGGAACUGCCAAUGAUUUUGAGACUUUGAAGAAGUUGGGUAUCAGUCUAAAAGGCAAGAUAGCUGUAGUUAGAUAUGGGAAAGUUUAUAGAGGUAACAAGGUCAAAUUUGCUCAAGAUGCUGGAGCUGUAGCAGUGAUAUUAUACUCGGACCCAGCUGAAGCCGCAGAGGCUGGUACAGAGAAAAGUAGGGGCUAAAAAUUGUACUAAAUAACUUGUAAACUUCAACGAAAUGAUUUAUAUAACUGAGCUUCUUAAAAACUGUAAAACAAUAUAUAACAAUAUAUAUUUAAACACCUUUUCUAGAAAACGUAUACCCUAACAAAGAUUACAUGCCCCAUCAUGGUGUACAAAGAGGAUCACUGAUAAUGAGAUCUGGUGACCCAUUGUCUCCGAUGUAUCCGGCCAAGAAGGACCUUUCCUACAACACUACUAUUGAUGAGGUCAGUUAUAAUAUAAUAAGUUCGCUGUAAGACGUAGCUCAAUCUAUUUUAUACAAAUUAAUAACAAAUAUUUAUAGCUACUUAUCUCAGAGAUAGAACAAGAAAGACAGCUUUUUAUUGUAAAAUUCUGGUUAAAAAUUUAAUUUUUGGAAAUUUAGUUGAAAAAAGCACAAAUAUUGCCGACGAUCCCAGUAUUACCAUUAAGUUACAGUGAUGCCUAUGAGAUAUUCAAGCGAUUGGAAGGAGACCAGGUGCUAAAAGAAUGGCAGGGAGGACUUAAUGUACUAUAUCGAUUUGAAGGAAAAAUGAAAAAUAAUGCCUUACUAGAAGUUGACGUACAUUCUGGUUUAGAGAAACGGUAAGACAUAUGUAAAUAAUAUUUUUUUAUACAUAAUUCACGUCUAUUUUCCUAACUUUUAAAAUUUUUAUAGAUUUUUAGUGAAAUCCAGAACGUAAUUGGCUACAUAAAAGGCGAGACCGAGCCAGAUCGUUAUGUUAUGUUAGGCAAUCACUUCGACGCCCGGGUUUUUGCUUCAAUAGAUCCAAACAGUGGUACUGCCAUUCUGAGUGAAAUAGCCAAAGCUUUAGUCCAGGCUAAAAAGGACGGAGUUUUCAAGCCGAAACGUACUAUUGUCUUUUGUAAUUCGGAUGCUGAAGAGUACGGUCUAGUCGGGUCAAAUGAGUUCGUGGAAGAGUUCGCGAACAUUCUACGAGAUCGUGCUGUUGUCAUGCUUAAUGUAGACCUGAUUUCAGGAAAUGCUACGGUGUAAGUUGAUAUGGUAUAAUAUUUAUUUCUUACUGUAGUUAGAGGUUUAUAUAUUACUGUUUUUUUGUGUAAUAUCACAAAAUUUUUUAGAACUGCUGAUACACUGCCAUCUAUAUAUGAAGUUGUAGUAAAUGCGGCCAAAAAAGUACCAAAUCCAGUAAAAUCUGAAGUCGAACAAGGAAGAAAGACCAUCUAUGACACAUGGUAA